Molecule: messenger RNA, 354 nt
Organism: Effrenium voratum
Lineage: Eukaryota; Dinophyceae; Suessiales; Symbiodiniaceae
Source: the annotation of a GenBank genome assembly
AUGACGGAAGCUGCAGCGCUCACGAUCGAGGACCUCAUUUUUGGGGCGAAGGAGAGGAAGUCGGUGGACAAGGAGGCGCGGAAGCUGGACGAGCUGGUGAUCAGCUGCUUGAGGAGUCUGGCCAUGGACGCCGUGCAGCAGGCCAACUCCGGGCAUCCGGGGACGCCCAUGGCCAUGGCGCCGGUGGCCUACGCGCUCUGGGCCAGGAUCCUGAAGUAUGAUCCAGACAAGCCUCACUGGAUGAACCGAGACCGAUUUGUCCUCUCCAUGGGCCACGCCUCCAUGCUGCUCUACGGCCUGCUGCACUUGGCCGAGGUGAAGGAGGCGCCAGUCUUGGGAGCCAUGGACCCCUAG